Messenger RNA from Pneumocystis murina B123, 961 nucleotides. RefSeq lists its product as hypothetical. The transcript is spliced from 4 exons. The record is from RefSeq and is a predicted model, not a curated record. The annotation marks the transcript as partial. Gene Ontology annotation, biological process: sterol biosynthetic process. Gene Ontology annotation, cellular component: endoplasmic reticulum. NCBI's taxonomy places the organism in Eukaryota, Fungi, Ascomycota, Pneumocystomycetes, Pneumocystales, Pneumocystaceae.
GAUGAACGAUAAUAUGUUUAUUCAUGACCAGGUUCAGCGAUCGGACUCAUAUGAUUCCUUUAAUAGUUGGGGAUUUUUUAAUUUAAGUUCUAACCAAAUAUUAAAAGAAGAUGGUUCAAGUAGUAUUUCAGAAAUCUUUAUGAAACAGAAAAGUUCUAUAUUUCUCCCUUUAAAUGGAAUUAAAGACGGUUCUUCAGCUUUAUUUUCUAUCUAUUCAUCUCUCUUGGAUGAACCGGAGACUCCUAAAGUUUUUUAUAAGCAGAAAAAAGAUUUAAAGUGUCAUUAUAAAUCUUUUCUUUUUAUUAGAAGGUUUUGGACAUUUCUUCUAAAGUUUAUAUGUUUAUAUAUUUGGGGACGUGUUAUUACUAUUUUUGUAUUUCAUGCUCAAAUGAAAGAAAACAUUACUUCUCCUUAUAAAUUUGAAAUUCUUACACAUAUUCCGCAUUUUCGUACUUUGUACAGUCUUGGGAUGGCAUUAUUUGGCUUUUUGACACCUGUUAUAGACUCUUUAAUGUAUAAAUUUGGAUUCACGCAAGCGUCAAAAAAUGCUUAUCAAAUAGAAAUUCCAAACUCAAAAUAUAUAGAGAUUUUUGAGAUUAUGCGUGUCUUUAGUACAUUUACGGGUAUUGUUUAUGCUUUUGUUAAAUUAUCAUGGGUUUUGGAUGUUAAAGCAUCAUUAUUUUUAUUUUUUAUUGGCUUUUCUAUGUGGUUUAUUUUUGAUCGUGCACAAACUGGUUUUUUUCUUUCAAGUAUAACAUCUAUUAUAUUUACUAUAAUUCUAUCUUUUACUUCUGAUAUAUUUAAAAACGAGGAUUUGAUGAGGAAAGAAAUAUUUGGUAUUAGAUCAUGGAUAUUAGGAUUUUUUUUUUCAAGUUGUAUAACUGCUAGUAAUAUUGGACGGCGACUUUUUAGAUAUAUUUGAAAAUUUAUAUCCAAAAAUCACUAAAAUACCCAAACAAGA